Messenger RNA from Prosopis cineraria, 1944 nucleotides. RefSeq names its product ABC transporter B family member 25, mitochondrial-like. NCBI's taxonomy places the organism in Eukaryota, Viridiplantae, Streptophyta, Magnoliopsida, Fabales, Fabaceae. The record is from RefSeq and is a predicted model, not a curated record. Gene Ontology annotation, biological process: intracellular iron ion homeostasis; transmembrane transport. Gene Ontology annotation, cellular component: mitochondrial inner membrane. Gene Ontology annotation, molecular function: ATP hydrolysis activity; ATP binding; ABC-type transporter activity.
AACUGCGUACUGCUGUAUUCUCUAAGGUAGCAUUGCGAACAAUUCGAUUAGUAUCUAGAAAGGUGUUCUUACAUUUGCAUGAGCUUGACCUACGCUAUCAUCUAAGUCGAGAAACUGGAGCAUUAAAUAGAAUAAUUGAUCGUGGUAGUCGUGCAAUAAAUUUUAUACUUUCAUCUAUGGUGUUCAAUGUAGUACCCACUAUAUUAGAGAUAUCUAUGGUAUCAGGUAUACUGGCUUACAAAUUUGGAGCACCUUUUGCAUGGAUCACAUCCCUAUCAGUAGCUGCUUAUGUUGUUUUUACUCUGACUGUGACACAGUGGAGGACUAAAUAUAGGAAGGCCAUGAAUAAAGCUGACAAUGAUGCAAGUACCAGGGCAGUCGAUUCACUCAUUAAUUACGAGACUGUCAAAUAUUUCAAUAAUGAAGAUUUUGAAGGUGAAAAAUAUGAUGAGUUCCUAAAGAGGUAUGAAGAUGCUGCUCUGAAAACACAACGCAGCCUUGCUUUUCUGAACUUUGGUCAAAAUGUUAUAUUUAGCACUGCACUUUCUACGGCAAUGUUGUGUUCUCAUGGGAUUAUGAAUGGCCAGAUGACCGUUGGUGAUUUGGUUAUGGUGAAUGGGCUCCUCUUCCAACUUUCUCUUCCACUCAAUUUCCUUGGAAGUGUUUAUCGUGAGACUAUACAGAGUUUAGUUGACAUGAAGUCAAUGUUUCAGUUACUUGAGGAAAGAGCUGAUGUUAGGGAUAAAGACAAUGCAAAGCCACUUGAAUUAAAUGGAGGGAGCAUAGAGUUUGAAAAUGUACACUUCAGUUACCUUGCAGAGAGAAAAAUACUUGAUGGAAUAUCUCUUGUUGUGCCAGCCGGAAAAAGUGUGGCAAUUGUAGGAACUAGUGGCAGUGGUAAAUCAACCAUUCUUAGAUUGAUCUUCAGGUUUUUUGACCCUCAUUCCGGAAGUAUAAAGAUAGAUGGUCAAAAUAUCAAGGACGUAACCCUUGAUAGUCUUCGGAAGUUUAUCGGUGUUGUUCCGCAAGAUACUGUACUUUUCAAUGAUACAAUUUUUCACAAUAUCCAUUAUGGUAGACUUUCAGCAACGAAAGAGGAAGUCUAUGAAGCUGCUCAAAAAGCCGCAAUUCAUGACACUAUCAUGAAUUUUCCUGAGAAAUAUUCAACUGUUGUGGGAGAGCGAGGGCUCAAGUUAAGCGGUGGUGAGAAGCAACGUGUCGCCUUGGCUCGAGCGUUUUUGAAAGCACCUCCAGUUCUGUUAUGCGAUGAAGCUACGAGUGCACUUGACAGCACAACGGAAGCAGAGAUAUUAAAUGCUUUGAAAUCUUUGGCAAAUAAUCGCACUUCCAUAUUCGUUGCUCACAGGCUUACUACUGCAAUGCAGUGUGAUGAGAUCAUAGUGUUGGAAAAUGGAAAGGUGGUUGAACAAGGACCACAUGAACUGCUUUUAUCCAAGGCAGGAAGAUAUGCACAACUUUGGGCACAGCAAAAUAACACAGUUGAUGCAGCGAUGAAAGUUGAGGCAUGAAACUAGGCAAUCCCUUCUCUCUUCCUUCUUGUCAGAAGCGAACAAUGCAUAACAAAUAAGAGGCAAACAAGAUUUAUGGUCUUUGAGGGCAGCAUCUGAAUUAACAGUCUUCAAGUUUGUUUCCUCUAAGGAGUUUUGCUGGGCUGUAUUAUGUUUCAUAUUGCUUGUUAGACAUGUUGAUGCAUUAUCCCAGUAUUUGGGAUAAUAGCAGCAAUUCUUGGCGACCUCAUGUUUCAUUUUCUUACCAAUAUUGGUGUUUGUGGGCACAUUUUUUCUUUUUUCUUUAUUUUUUUUAAAAUUUUGAUUUAGGGUUUAUAGCAGUUGAAGUUUUACAGCAAACCUGGAAGGAGUUAUGCUGUCCUCUGUUAUAUUUCAUAUCGUUGAUGCAUGGGUUCAGACUUCAAAUGCAGAAUAA